This is a messenger RNA of Plectropomus leopardus (leopard coralgrouper), 454 nucleotides long. The record is from RefSeq and is a predicted model, not a curated record. NCBI's taxonomy places the organism in Eukaryota, Metazoa, Chordata, Actinopteri, Perciformes, Serranidae.
GGAUGAUUUUGUAAACAAUCAGGCGACUGUUUGAAAACAAGGAAGAGGAACAUGUUCAGCUGUUUCAGCAAAAUCUUAAAACAACCAAAUUUCCAGAGGAAAAAAAACAUGAAAAACAAGGACCGGGGACAGCACGGAGGCAACCCGGACUGGAUGUCCCGUUUACCGGAGGAGCUGCUGGAUGUCCCGCUGUGGAACCUGUCCAUACCCGGGAGUCACGACACCAUGUCCUUCUGCCUGGAUGUGUCCUCUCCUGUCCUAAAAUCACAGCCCCGCUUCAUCAGAGUCUCUGAUAAGCUGUUUCCGUGCUGGACUCGACGCUGUGUCUCCCGCUGGGCCACCACACAGGUACCGGAGCCCCACACCUUCACUGUCAAUUAGGUCCAAAUUUAGGGACCCAGAAAGACCUAUGAGACAUCUGUCCUCUGGUGGUGCGUUCAGGUGCUGUCCCUCA